CAGGCCUGGGUGGGACCAUACGGGCGGACAGGCCCACAAGCACCUCCGCCCAAGCCGGAAGCCCCACCCGACUCGAGGAGGCGGCGGAAGACGUUUGGCCGAUUCAAACGUGAUCCUGUUUUCUCAUUGCUAGGAGACCGGGCUCGUGCGCGCGGCUCUGGGGGAGCGCGCGGGAAGGGGGCGGGGCCGCGGCAGCCGCCCGCAGGAGCCGGCUGAGCACCGUUUGGGCGGCCAGGCGCCUGGCGCCCGGCCGGCGCCUCGGGAAAAAAGAAAAAAAAAAACAAAAAAACGGCGUCUCUUUCUCUCCCCCACCGCCCAAGGCUACAGCCGGGCAGGCAGCGGCGCGUUUCCGAGCGGCGGUGAAUCUGGACGAGGAGAGGGUCGUUAGUUCCUCAGGUUGCUUAUUUCAGCAGAGAGGACACCAAACAAGAAAACGCUUGCACAUCGUUCUACACAAAUAAAGCGAUAAGAAAGCGUUUCAAGUUGGAAUACUUAAUUGCACCUGGAAAUGGGGAAUGGAUUGUCGGACCAGACUUCUAUCCUGUCCAGCCUGCCUUCCUUUCAGUCCUUCCACAUUGUUAUUCUGGGAUUGGACUGUGCUGGAAAAACAACUGUAUUAUAUAGGCUGCAGUUCAAUGAGUUUGUAAAUACUGUACCUACCAAAGGAUUUAACACUGAAAAGAUUAAGGUUACUUUGGGAAAUUCUAAAACAGUCACUUUUCACUUCUGGGAUGUAGGUGGUCAAGAGAAAUUAAGGCCGCUGUGGAAAUCAUAUACCAGGUGCACAGAUGGCAUUGUGUUUGUUGUGGACUCUGUUGAUGUUGAAAGGAUGGAAGAAGCCAAAACAGAACUUCAUAAAAUCACCAGGAUAUCAGAAAAUCAAGGAGUCCCUGUACUUAUAGUUGCUAAUAAACAAGAUCUGCGGAACUCAUUGUCUCUCUCAGAAAUUGAGAAAUUACUAGCAAUGGGUGAACUGAGUUCAUCAACUCCCUGGCAUUUGCAGCCUACCUGUGCAAUCAUAGGAGAUGGACUGAAGGAAGGACUUGAGAAACUACAUAAUAUGAUAAUUAAAAGAAGAAAAAUGUUGCGGCAACAAAAAAAGAAAAGAUGAACAGUGGUACCUUUUAUGUCUGUGUGUGGAAUAGGUUUUCUCUGAUCUGAUUUUGGCAAUUGGAAGAAUGUCUACAGCUUGGUUUUUGCCCACCUGCUGUCCUGGAUGAUGUUAAAGCUUUGUUUCAUUGAACAAUCAGAUAUCCAACUUGUUGGCUUGUGGAAGAUGAGUAUUAAGUGCAGUGCUUCUUAAUAUGGUUUCUUUCCCCUAUCCCACAAAUUUUUUGGUACUACCAUUUUGAGAAGCCAUGCAAGGAUAGUGAAAUAACUAUUUGACCUGAAGUUAGUGAAAUAAAGCUUUGAAGAGUGUCUGCCUAGUGUUUUGUGCUAUAUCAUGGGGAAGCCUUUGCAAAGAAAUUGUACACAGGGCUUUGUAAAGAUGACAUGCGAAUAAAUGGAAUGUUAAGGUAUAGUAAUAUAUAUCUUUGGCUGUAAUUAUAGAUCACAUUGGUCAACCAUUAAGGGUAAAGGAGGAAAUUACCAGUUUUUUUUAAGUUUUGACCAAAUGAGUUUUGACAUUUUCUGCAAUCAGUGUAAUGCUCUAUCUUAAUUCUAGACAAUGUUUAAGUUGGUCUAACUUAAAAUAAAAUAAGGUUUGGGAGGCAUAUUCAAGUGCAUGGACUAGUCUCCCAACGAAGCAUGUUUUGGUGUGUAGUAUUUUCCUUUUUAGAAAUAGCUAUACAUCUUUCUACACGGUCAGGUUUCAGACAUCUUUGGGAUUUAGGACGAUUGUAGAAAUAGUUUGUUGUCAGAAGCACUUUUAUUUAAAAGACUUAAACUAAUUUUACUUUGCCCAUAUAUAUAUAUAUAGCAAUAGUAAAUUUGGGUAUGUAUACACUAGUUGUAAACACAUACGCUUGAAGAUACCUAUGAAUUUAGGCGAAAGGCAGUUGAUGAAUUUAGUCAAGAGAAUGUUACUACCACAACCCAUUGUCUCCAAAGUAUUCCAGUUGUAAAAUACUUGUUUUAUUAAUAUUUGCUGGCUGAACACAGAUGUGGUUUUUCAUAUAUUUUUGUAAUGUUUUAAGAGGAAAGCUUUAUAAAAAACACCUGAUGCACUGUGGAGAGAAAAUGUAAGAUAUCCUAUAUGUGCUCUGAGCUUUAAUUUCUUGUUUACAAACUUAACAGUGUUACAUGGGCAGUCCAGCCCUGAUUACAAAGUAGGAAGAAAUGAUACAGUACUGUAGAUAAGAAUUACCACUAUAGAAAGUGAAGGGAAAAGUAUCAAAAGCUAUAUUUUGUGAAAAAUAACUGGUGCUGUUUACCUUGAGAUUUAAAAAAAAUCUGUAAAUUAAAAGGAUAAAGAAUCUUUACUUAAUUCUUAUCUACAGGCAAAACUUAUUUCCAGAGAUUGGAUAAAUUAGUACAUCAACAUAACUUCUAUGUAAAACCAACACCUGUUACUUCGUAAGAUAACCAAAAGAAAUGCUCUUUGCUAGCAGUAUUUUUGUUUUGUUUUUACUGGCACAGCUGAGUUUUUGGAAAGUAAGUUCUUGUCACUCACAAAAUGAAAUAACUUCCUGUGGAGCUUCAUAUGUUAAAUCUAUCUGCAUUAGUGACAGUCACUUAGAAUGUUUAUAUUCGAAGAGAUGUAGAUAAUGACUACCAAUAAAAUUAUUUGAGGCACUA
Molecule: messenger RNA, 2739 nt
Organism: Erinaceus europaeus (western European hedgehog)
Lineage: Eukaryota; Metazoa; Chordata; Mammalia; Eulipotyphla; Erinaceidae
Gene: ARL4A
Product: ADP ribosylation factor like GTPase 4A
Exons: 2
Coding region: 509-1111 (200 amino acids)
Biological process (GO): intracellular protein transport; vesicle-mediated transport
Cellular component (GO): cytoplasm
Molecular function (GO): GTP binding; GTPase activity
Source: RefSeq, a predicted model, not a curated record